Messenger RNA from Solanum stenotomum, 1023 nucleotides. Its product is annotated as ribonuclease 1-like. The transcript is spliced from 3 exons. The record is from RefSeq and is a predicted model, not a curated record. The coding region runs from base 113 to 865 and encodes 250 amino acids. Gene Ontology annotation, biological process: RNA catabolic process. Gene Ontology annotation, cellular component: extracellular region. NCBI's taxonomy places the organism in Eukaryota, Viridiplantae, Streptophyta, Magnoliopsida, Solanales, Solanaceae. Gene Ontology annotation, molecular function: RNA binding; ribonuclease T2 activity.
UGCAUAGACAUAUUUGGUUAUGAUCAUAUGCUGUGUUUAAAAGUUGAUAAUGUUAGUAUAAAUAAAUAGGGUAGUGAUGAGUGAGAGAUGCAUAUCGAUAGAUAGAUAAAAUAUGGAGUCGUAUUUGAUGUUGUUUGCUAUUGUUAUAAUAAUAAUAAUUAUGAGUGCAUCGUCUGAGUUAAUUAUUAAACCACCAAUAACUAAUUACCAUCAUAUGCAGAUGAUUAUGCAAUGGCCUCCAACCUUUUGUGGGAGGCCAGAUAAACCGUGCAAGCCCUCUGUAAAUAUGUCGGAUUUCUCAAUCCAUGGCCUUUGGCCAGGGAAUGCUACAGGUCACACUCCUUUUACGUGUACUGAUCCUCCAAAUCCAACGACGGUCGAACAAGUGUGGUUAAAUGACAGGAGCCUAAAGAAUUUCUUGGGGUUGUAUUGGCCUUCUUUGGAGGUUCACUGGACUGACGAAAUGUUAUGGAAGCAUGAGUGGAAAAAGCAUGGGUAUUGCACAUCAGAAAUCGUCCCAGAUGUUAAAUAUUUUAAUGGGGCGACAACAUUUGCGAGACAACUGAUAAAUAUGCUUGUUAUGUUAAAAAAGGGUGGAAUGGAUCCGUCAAAUAAUCGUGCUUACAACGUAACGUAUAUGAAGACACUUAUCUCCGAACAAGUGUUAAAAGAUAAAAUUAUUGAUGUUUACAUCUCAUGUGAUCAGCAGGCCAGUUCUUCUUUCGUCUUCUUGAAGCAAAUUCACUUCUGUUUGGACAAAUCGCUCAACACAUUUAUAUCUUGCCCCAAAAGUACAGCCACAAGAGGAUGUGGUAGAGGAGAAAAACAAAAUCUCAUAUUUCCAACUAUGGCAAUUUAUCGCUAGCUGAUCAAGAAGGAAGCUGCUAAUUAAUUAUCAAGGAUCGGAUCAGAGACUAAUAUAUAUAAAUCUCUGUCGUCUAUGUUCCUAGCUUUUAAAACAAUAUUAUAAUAGUUGAUCGAUGAUGGAUACAUUUUACUAAUAUUAAUAAUACUAUUAUUAUU